AGGGGUCAGCUUUGAACCGGAAGUGGGUGCUGGGUUCACUUCCGGUGUAAAUAGACUGCAAGAGAAGGCGGCACCGCGCUGAUUUCGCGCGCCCGCUCAGCGCGCCUCGGUUAACAACAACAACAGGCACUUAAUAACAACAAGAACAACAACAUCGUUAUAGAUUAGCAGGAGCAGCAGCAGCGAAGACAACAAUGCAAGCUUCGGAGCUUGAUGCGGUGGUGGAGGUGGUGAAAGGCGGCGAUCAGAACGCGGUCCUCAAGGCGCUGCAGGGAUUCAACUGCGCGCAUUCACAGACGUUCAUGUUUUCUGAAAGUGACAAAGAUUUGCGGGAGACGUUGUGUGAGGCGGUGCUCUGCUUCCUACGCCGAGACGUUCAGCCGGCUUGCCAAGCAAGCGCCCUCGAGAGCCUGCGCGUGUUGUCGCGCGACAAGACGGCGCUGGGAUCGCUCGCCACCGAGCAAGGCCUUGGUGUGCUGGCGCGCCACGCGGGCCUCACGUACUCUCCCACCGCGUCCGUGUGCGAGCUACCAGACACAGAUACCAUGACGGAGGCGCUGAAAUGCCUGUGUAACGUGGUGUUCAACAGCCCCGCUGCACAGCGCUACUCGGAGGAGCUGCGUCUCGAGUCCGGAAUUGUCAGCCGGCUGAAGAUGUCUGCCGCGCUCACGCACGACGUCCGGUUCUUCGACCUGCGCCUCCUCUUCCUGAUCACGGCGCUGCGGCUGGGCGUGCGAGCGCGCGUCUCUCGCGAGCUGCGCGGCCUCGCCCUCCUCACCGAGGCCCUCGAGUCCAUGCUGGCGCCGCCCUCGCUCGACCCGCCCGAGCCCUGCACCCUGUCGCCCCCGCUGAGCAACUCCUGCCCUUCCUCCGCCUCGUCGUCGUCGUCGUCGUCGUCGUCGUCGUCAUCGGCGACGGCUGUGGGCAACGGGAUGAGCCUGCGCGAUAUCCACGAGACGGCCGCGCUGCUGCCGCAAACGCCGCCGCCCUGCUCUGCGUCAGCGAGCUCUCCGGCCGCAGCUAGCAGCGAUGACAGAGGAGGAAGCGAAGAGGUUGGGCUCGGGGAUGAAGAGGGCGCGCCGUUGUAUGGAACUAACUGCCACCUGUCCCGGCAAGACGUGGAGAGGGCCAUGGAGAUUCUCAAGAUUCUCUUCAACGUCACCUACGACUGCAGCCGCAGAAAGGUAGAUGAGGAGGACGCCGCACAGUAUUGCGGCCUCGUCUCGAUUCUUCGUCGCUGCCUCAUGGCCACUGCAGAUGGGGAGGACCGGACGGAGGAAUUCCAUGGGCAUACAGUGAACCUCCUGACGAACCUGCCACCCUCUUCGCUGGAGGAGCUGCUGUCACCCCCCGUGCGGCCCGGCUCGGCAGAGUACAAUGGGCGCAACAUGGACGUGCCGGUGGCCCUGCUGGGCUUCAUGGAGAAACGCCUCGACCGGGGCCAUCGUUUGAAAGAGAACCUCACGCCAGUUGUCAAUCUGCUCACUGAGUGUUCCCGGCAGCACAGUGACAUGCGCAAGUUUCUCCGCAACCGGGUGCUGCCCCCAUUGAAGGAUGUCACAAAUCGGCCGGAGGUGGGCAACACGCUGAGGAACAAGCUGGUGCGUCUCAUGACUCACAUCGACACCGACGUCAAGCACUGUGCUGCAGAGUUCCUCUUCGUGCUGUGCAAAGAGAGUGUGGCACGCUUUGUCAAGUACACUGGCUAUGGGAAUGCAGCGGGCCUGCUGGCGGCGCGGGGGCUCAUGGCCGGCGGACGGGGCGAGGGCCACUACUCGGACGACUCCGAUUCAGACACAGAGGAGUACCGGCAAGCGAAGCCCAACAUCAACCCCAUAACGGGACGUGUGGAAGAAAAACUCCCCAACCCCAUGGAGGGGAUGACUGAUGAGCAGAAGGAACAUGAAGCUAUGAAACUCGUCAGCAUGUUUGACAAACUCUCACGGGAGCAGAUCAUCCAGCCCAUGGGUGUGGGUGUGGAUGGGAAGUUGGCACCCCUGGAGGAAACCAUGCAAAACUCAAGUCCUCCACAUUCCAACAAUUCAGACUCAGACUCGGACUGAUCACGUCACAUGCGAACGUUCCAUUACCCGAAACUUAAACCAAAUCUGACUCCUUUAGGGCACAACGCAUUACUCGGCUUUCUUGCACUGUUGAUCACUACCACUGAAACUAAAUAUAUCCAUGCCACUCCACCGCGCAGCCCCUCGCACUGACUUCUGUCUGAAGCGUUCGGUGAAAUAUGGGCCCAGCCAUGAAAAAUCUCCUACUUCCUGAUCGUGAACAAUGGCUAUCGCUAACUUUAACAUCAGCCCAAAAAACACAGAUGUGCAUCUUAAAUGGCAGUGAAGACUGUCUAUACAUAAUGCUCACCCUAUUUUGCCAACCUUCACCCCCAAAUUGCUUCAUUCUUAACCCUGGCCAUUAACAUGAUAUAUUUAUUUAACCAUAACUCUGACCAUAUGCUCUAGUUUUGACUUAACAGUAGCUUUAGCUCCAGCACAACCCAUGACUCCUCGUGCUGUCUCUUAUCCAUUACGUAGUUCUAACUCGGUUCCAGACUUUGUCCCUAAUAAAGGCUAAACACUAGUCUGCACGUAGCUAACUACCCAGCCCAGGUUUCUCAAUAUCUAGCUAAGAUGUAAUCAGGAGAUGCACAUCAACAUUAAAUUCCAGGCGGUGGUUUCUGUCAUGAUGUACCCGAUGUAUGUUGACCCAUCCGAUUAUCCCUCUGGGGUCAAUAAAUUGGUUACCAAUUUGUGGAAAGUCAAUAGUAAUUGUCCAAAGGAUAGACUUGCCCCCACCAUAGAACUACGUCUUUUUUUUGUACCACUGGCGUCAGGGUCUGGAUCGAACCCAGGCCUGUAUACCAGGCGAGGGAGUUAACAGCUCUCCACCAUGGCGCACCCAUGUUUGUCUCCCGUCUCAAUAGUGAUCGCUUACAAGAGUGAUAAUAAGCUCAGUUUGACUAAGCGCUUUUCAAAUGAGUACAGUAAUCCCUUGCCAACUGCGAAUUUACCAACCGCGAGGUUUUUCGAGUAUACGCGGAUUUACUUCUGGAUACCCAUCGUUUACCAGCCACGGUCUGGACAUUUGAGUAUCCACGGGUGAUCACGGUGUUGAGGAAUUCACGUGACGCGUGUAUCUCACUGCAUCACAGCCUGACAUCGUUAUUGCAUUACCGAUAAAGUUAUAUUUUUUUCCCCGAUUUCUGGAAAGGGUUAAAUUUGCUCUUAAUCGUGGUGGUGGUGGUGGUGGUGAGAGUGCUGCGUCAGUGGCCCCGAGCAAGAGGGGGAGGGGUGGGCUGAGCCCCCUCCUCCAACCAGCCCCCCCCCAUCAUCUCAUGGUCAUCGUCACCAUCAUCAUCGUGAAUAUUAAAGAUCUGUAAACGUGAUAUUUAUUUAUGAUUUUGUGUAAUGUACUGUAUUUUAUUUGGUGUUUAUUGAAUUAACAGGCAACGUAGUUAAGCUACGACUAGUCUGACCACAGUAAUGGUUUCCUCUAACCCCCUAUUACUUCCCAUAGGCCCUGUACUUCACCAUCAGCGGCAUUUACCUACCGCGGAAUUUUCCAGGAACCGAACCCCCGCUGUUGUCGAGGGAUUGCUAUAAUCUCAAAAGCGCUGUACGUGGGAGGUAAAAAAGUUGAAUGAAAAUAAUAUUAAAAUAAAACACUGACCAGUAAAAACCCAAUC
Molecule: messenger RNA, 3694 nt
Organism: Petromyzon marinus (sea lamprey)
Lineage: Eukaryota; Metazoa; Chordata; Hyperoartia; Petromyzontiformes; Petromyzontidae
Gene: RIC8A
Product: RIC8 guanine nucleotide exchange factor A
Biological process (GO): G protein-coupled receptor signaling pathway
Cellular component (GO): cytoplasm; plasma membrane
Molecular function (GO): guanyl-nucleotide exchange factor activity; G-protein alpha-subunit binding
Source: RefSeq, a predicted model, not a curated record